CUGUUGAAUGUUAGUUACACUGCAUUCUACAAGGUGCAUUCUAUAACGUCCCAUUGCUGUCCCGAACAUUUGACGCCUGGAGAUUUAGGAAGGUCAACCACUUCCCGUCACACACGAAGGAUGUGGUGCGGUAUUUCCGCUCCGCAAGUGACAUCUCACCUUGUGAUUGACAAAGGCGCCCGCCUUGGCGCGGGUCAGAAAUAUGGGCAGCAUCCUGGUUAAAUGCGCGGUGGCGGACAUGGCCAUUCAGUGGGCACUCUGGGCGGUGUCGAGCAUUCUCCAAACCGAAAAGUUUUUUGACUUGGCAGGUUCUGGAACUUUCGUCAUAUUGACCUACCUGAGUUAUAGGUGGAACGGCACGAAUUACCCGAGACAGCGGAUACAGUCGGCAAUGGUCACCACAUGGGGCUUGAGACUGGGCUUGUUUCUCCUCUUAAGAAUGCUAAAGGAAGGCAAGGAUCGACGCUUCAAUCAAGUACGCAACAACCCUAAAACUUUCUUUGUUUAUUGGACUUUUCAAGGUAUAUGGAUCUUUCUCACACUCCUCCCAACGUUAAUUUUAAACACUGAGGAAAAGGACACGCCUUUGUGUGCCCAAGACUUCACUGGAUGGGUAAUCUGGACAUUGGGCUUUGUUCUGGAAGCAGUUGCAGACCACCAGAAGUGGAAAUUCAAAAGUAAUGUUAAAAAUGCUCACAAAUUCAUUCAAAAAGGACUUUGGGCUUUUUGUCGACAUCCAAACUACUUGGGCGAAAUGCUUCAGUGGACCGGCUUGUUCAUCUCUGCAUCUACUGUAAUGACGGGAAUAGAGUACAUCAGCAUCUUCUCGCCCGUAUUUCUAUGGUUCUUACUAACCCAUGUCAGUGGAAUUCCAAUGCUGGAAAAGCAUGCCAUGAAGAAGUGGGGACAGGAUCCUGCUUACCUUGAAUACGUCAGACGUACUCCAGCACUGUGGCCGUUCAGAUUUUAAUGCAAGCUUCCUUCACUGUCUGCUACCCACAUUCAUUUUGUAGAUCUUUGGGUUAGAACAGGCAGUCAAUGGGUUUCUUGCUCAACAGACUGGCUUGUUAAAGCAAACGUUCCAAAAA
Leucoraja erinaceus (little skate) is the source of this 1088-nucleotide messenger RNA. RefSeq lists its product as uncharacterized. The transcript is spliced from 5 exons. Gene Ontology annotation, cellular component: membrane. Gene Ontology annotation, biological process: lipid metabolic process. Gene Ontology annotation, molecular function: oxidoreductase activity, acting on the CH-CH group of donors. Lineage: Eukaryota; Metazoa; Chordata; Chondrichthyes; Rajiformes; Rajidae. Bases 203 to 970 code for a protein of 255 amino acids. The record is from RefSeq and is a predicted model, not a curated record.